This is a messenger RNA of Conger conger (European conger), 4645 nucleotides long. RefSeq names its product amyloid beta (A4) precursor protein-binding, family A, member 1a (gene apba1a). Lineage: Eukaryota; Metazoa; Chordata; Actinopteri; Anguilliformes; Congridae. The coding region runs from base 520 to 3534 and encodes 1004 amino acids. The record is from RefSeq and is a predicted model, not a curated record. Gene Ontology annotation, cellular component: cytoplasm; dendritic spine; plasma membrane. The transcript is spliced from 14 exons. Gene Ontology annotation, biological process: chemical synaptic transmission. Gene Ontology annotation, molecular function: amyloid-beta binding; protein binding.
GGCAUUGUUGUUAUUGGACAGAAUUCUCACUGCUUUUGGGGAUGCUUUUCGCAUUGUUUGUAAUCCGUUCUGAUGUCACGGUGGGGAGGGAGGGGCCGGGUGCUCCACAGACCGACAGCUGCCGGAGAAUCAGGGAAGAUGGUGGAGUCGCUCUGGGUGAACGGGACUUAAGGGUUGUUUCUAGAAUCACGGGCUGAUGACAAAGAAUAUAGAUGAGAUCCUGACUCCUUCAGCUGCCUGCUCCUCCCAACCAAUCAGACGUGAGCCCACGGCCAACCAGAGCUGAGCUCACACAGGGUGGGGUCGUGUCCAAGGACUUCCAACCUAAAAAAAACAAAAAACUCAAACUUCUCACUGCUCAAACUUGGGCCCGGCAUCGGUGGAGUUGGGCCGUUCACCCAGGGAGAGCUGGGACAUAGAUGAGCCUGCCCGUGCCUUGUGGCCCUUGCUGGACCCCGUAGCUGCGGCUGGACGAUGUGCUUCCUGUAGACCGCCAGCCCGCGCGCGCCUGAGCCAGCCAUGAACCACGAGGAGGCGGAGCUGGGGGAGGAGCCAGCAGGCAGCAGGGCGGAGCUGAACGAGGCCGUGGAGGCCGACCUGGAGGCGGGGGAGGAGCCUCGGCCCCAUCACCGCCGUCGGCACGACAACGGCGGCGGGCGACCCCGCGGGCAGAGUGGCCACGGGGGGGCGCCGGAGAACGGCGAGAGACAGAACCAUCACCACGGCAACCAGCCCGCCCCUGCCGCCCCGCGUUACCGUCGCUACGACACCUCGGGGGGGCCGGGGAGCCGCGCCCGCGGCCAGCGGCGGUCCUCGGACGAAACGGAGGUGGAGCAGCAGCCCCCUCUGCCCCGCCCGGGCGUGGCGCGAUACCGCCGGCAGAGCGACAACGAGGCGCGCCUGCGGGCCCAGCAGCAGAGGCAGCAGCAGCGCCAGAGACAGGCGCAGCAGAGGGAGGCAGAGCGGGCGGAGCCCCAGCCCCAGGCCCCGCCCCCGCAGGCCGCGCCCGCCCGGCGGGAGGAGCUAGAGGAGGACGAGGAGGGUGGGGACUCGGCGCUGGCCCGCUCCGCCAGCACGGAGAGCGGCUUCCACAACCACACGGACCGAGCCGAGGGGGACGCCGUCAUGUCUCUGGAGCCCGAGGGCGAGGACGAGAGCGCGUACAGUGCCCCCUACAGGCCGGAGGCUGACGAGUACACCGAGAGCGCCGAGGCGGAGCAACACGAGGGCUCCGCCCAGCCCCGCCCCCAGCCCCGCCCACAACCCCGCCCACAACCCCAGUACCCUCCCCAGCCUCCGCCGCUGCCCCAGGAGCCCCUCCCCAACGUCGACCGGCCCCUCACCCAGGACGUGGAGGCCCUCAACCCCACCUACUCCAGCUACGUCUACACCCAGCCCCUGUACCGGACGGGCGGGGGGCGGGGCGAGGCGGUGGAGGGGGCGGACCCAGAGGACGAGCCCUACGCCGAACCGUACGCUGACUACGGGGCGCAGGAGCACGUGUACGAGGAGAUUGGGGACGGGCCCCAGCCCGACGCCGAAGCGGAGGGGCCGGGGGAGGGGGAGCCGGACGGGGAGGGCGAGACGGCCCAGCAGAGACGGGCGGGGUUUCGGCUCUUCGAGCGGGACAGCUACCGCCAGCAGGAGGCGGUGGGCUCGCGCCUCCACCACUACGACGAACGCUCGGACGGCGAGUCGGACAGCCCCGAAAAGGAGGCGGAGUUCGCCCCCUACCCCCGCAUGGACAGCUGCGACCAAGAGGAGGACAUCGACCAGAUCGUCGCCGAGGUGAGGGAGAGCCUGAGCUCCCAAAGCCUGGAUCGGGUGGCCCGCGACUGGCCCGAAUCCGAGCACGGCUCCCAGGACCUACCGGAGGAAGAGGAGGCCCACAGACCCCCGGACGGGGAGGUGGAAGGAGAGGGGGAGGCGCACGAGGAGGCCCAGGAGGUGUGCGAGGAUGAGGACGAGGCGCUUCAGGACGUGGAGAACCAGCUUCCCCAGGAGGAGGAGCCUCUGCAGAGGCACAGCAAGGAGAAGAGAGACGCCAUCUCCCUGGCCAUCAAGGACAUCAAGGAGGCCAUCGAGGAGGUGAAGACCAGGACGGUGCGCUCCCCGUACACGCCGGACGAGCCCACCGAGCCCAUCUGGGUGAUGCGGCAGGACCUGAGCCCCACCGGGGACUGCGAGCUGCAGACGCCACUAGGGGGAGACUCUCCUGGCUCUGGCUCUACCUCCCCCCAGGGGGCUGAGUCCUCUGGGCAGCAGCUGCUUGAGGGCAGUGACAGCUUCGAGUCACCAUCACCGGCCAGCAAGGAGCCCAGGAGGAGUUUGGCCUCCUUCCCGACCUACGUUGAAGUUCCUGGCCCGUGUGACCCUGAGGACCUCAUCGAUGGCAUCAUAUUCGCCGCCAACUACCUGGGCUCCACCCAGCUCCUGUCGGACAAAACCCCGUCGAAGAACGUGCGCAUGAUGCAGGCCCAAGAAGCGGUCAGCCGGAUCAAGACGGCCCAGAAAUUAGCCAAAAACAGGAAGAAGGCUGCUGAGGGGGAGGCCCAGCCCAUGACCGAGGUGGACCUGUUCAUCUCCACCCAGCGAAUCAGAGUGCUCAACGCUGACACACAGGAGACCAUGAUGGACCACCCUCUGAGGACCAUCUCCUACAUUGCGGACAUCGGGAACAUCGUGGUGCUGAUGGCGAGGAGGAGGAUGGCGCGCUCCAACUCGCAGGAGAACGUGGAGGCGCUGGACCCCGCCCAGGAGGAGAAGCGCCAGUACAAGAUGAUCUGCCACGUCUUCGAGUCCGAGGACGCUCAGCUGAUCGCGCAGUCGAUUGGCCAGGCCUUCAGUGUGGCGUACCAGGAGUUCCUGCGGGCCAAUGGGAUCAACCCUGAGGACCUGAGCCAGAAAGAGUACAGCGACCUCCUCAACACCCAGGACAUGUACAACGAUGACCUCAUCCACUUCUCCAAGUCCGAGAACUGCAAAGACGUGUACAUAGAGAAGCAGAAGGGGGAGAUUCUGGGCGUGGUCAUCGUGGAGUCGGGGUGGGGCUCCAUCCUGCCCACCGUCAUCAUCGCCAACAUGAUGCACGCCGGCCCGGCGGAGAAGUCCGGCCGGCUGAACAUCGGGGACCAGAUCAUGUCCAUCAACGGCACCAGCCUCGUGGGCCUGCCCCUGUCCACCUGCCAGAGCAUCAUCAAGGGACUGAAGACCCAGUCCAGGAUAAAGCUGAACAUCGUGAGGUGUCCCCCUGUGACCACGGUCCUCAUCCGGAGACCUGACCUCCGAUAUCAGCUGGGCUUCAGCGUGCAGAACGGCAUUAUCUGCAGCCUUAUGAGGGGGGGCAUCGCGGAGCGAGGGGGGGUGCGUGUUGGACACCGCAUCAUCGAGAUCAAUGGCCAGAGCGUGGUGGCCACGCCCCAUGAGAAGAUCGUGCACAUCCUGUCCAAUGCUGUCGGAGAGAUUCAUAUGAAGACGAUGCCGGCUGCCAUGUACCGCUUACUGACAGCCCAGGAGCAGCCCGUUUACAUCUGAGGCUGACCGGAACAUCCCAGUGACCUCUGACCCCCCCCCCGACCACGAGUGUUACCACAGCCCCUCCGUGAUCUCUCCUGUGCAUUUAAUACACCUGUGUGUGUGUGUGUGUGUGUGUGUGUGUGUGUGUGUGUGUGUGUGUGUGUGUGUGUGUGUGUGUGUGAGGACCUUGUACCCCUAUCAUAUUUUCCCAUUUCAUUUCCGGCUGCUGGUUUGUUUGGAUUUUGGUUUCUCAUGUUUGAUGCUUAACAUCACAACACACACACACACACACACACACACACACACACACUGUGUGCACCUCUCUCGUUUGUGGAAGCAUCCUGAUGGCCUUUGUACUGACAGAACAUUCCCCCCGGCACACACCGUGGGUAACAGCAGAAAACUGGACCAAAAUUUGAAUGACACGUGCACAUGUUCCGAGGAACCUUCCACAAAAUAGUUACACAAAGCAGGCCUAUUUUAAGGGUCCUACAGACACAUCAAUCUACAGGUUUUUCAUGCAGCUGAGAAUCAUUAUUUCACUCAUGAUUAUUAUAAUUUUUUUUAAUCACAGAAAAUAAUUCUGUGUACACAUGAGCAGGAAAAUGGUCAAAGUAAGUUUCUCUGUCAGUAAAGUUGUCCAGAGCCAGUUGGUCUGUGACAGUGGAAAUCUGUAUUGGCGCUGGUGACAGACGUACAUUUAGGGACAGACGGACGGUUUGAGAACAGACUUGGACAGAGCCCAAGAUAAACACCAGACAAAUGCAAAUCCGUAUAGUCGGAGCAUCGGAAAUAAAAAAGAAAUUUUUUUGUUUGUUUGGAAAACAAAUUAGCUUGUUAGAAAAAAUAAACAAAUCUGGCAUUUGUAAUAUCUCUCCAAAUAUACAGUCCUGCAGUAGUCUUAUUGGGGAUUAUAAGUUUUUUCCUUUUUCCUUAAGUGCAAUAUUUUGUUUUAGAUAUUUAAAUAAAAUCUUAGUUUUAUUGAAUAUCCAAUAUUUAUGAAAGGGUGAUACUGCAAUUUUUUCCUUUAAUCCUCAGGGCAGACAUUAAUGUUUUGACCACUUUUUUAAUACUUGAAAAUAAAACCUUUCCCCCCUGAACACUUGAAAAAUGGGGGGGUUCAUGUGAA